This is a messenger RNA of Cucurbitaria berberidis CBS 394.84, 585 nucleotides long. RefSeq names its product HET-domain-containing protein. The annotation marks the transcript as partial. The transcript has a single exon. The record is from RefSeq and is a predicted model, not a curated record. NCBI's taxonomy places the organism in Eukaryota, Fungi, Ascomycota, Dothideomycetes, Pleosporales, Cucurbitariaceae.
AUGCCACAAGCUCAAAACUCCCUGUUGGAAUUUCGAGUGAUCGACGUGCAGGACCAGUGCGUAGUGCAGGCGCCAGAUGCAUGUCGAUACACUGCUCUAAGCUACGUUUGGGGACAAGUGCAGCAACCGCUGCUUAAGAACGAUAAUUUGGAGCUACUCAAGACCAAGAGAAGCCUCAACGCGCUAUCAAUACCACAGACCAUCAAAGAUGCAAUCCACAUUUGUCGACUGCUUGGCCUUCGCUAUCUAUGGGUUGACAGUCUUUGCAUCGUACAGGAUAGCCAAGAUCAUGCAGCUGGGCAGGUCGCGCACAUGCACAAAAUUUACCGCGAGGCAUAUCUUACCCUUGUUGUAGCGGCUGGCCUAGAUUGUACUUCCGGUAUACCCUCCAUCCAAGCUCGUCCACUUUUUCCGCCAGCAGUCGUCAUUGAUGACUUUAAGUUCGCUGUUAUCCCACAUUCAUUCGAUGCGAUCGAGCACCGAGUACAAAACUCUGUUUGGAAUCAACGGUCUUGGACAAUGCAGGAGAGUGCCCUCUCUCGUAGACGCCUGGUGUUCACCGAGCAGGAGUAUUUCCUCUCUUGC